AUGCCUUCCGCAGUAGAGACACCUGGCAGCCAAAACGCCACGCCCAACGGCGAAGCAGACCUCCAAUAUGUGAAGACCUUCAACGCAAAUAUGGAAGCAGCCCCAGACAAUGCCUGCAUCGCCACUUGCACCGCCCACCUCGUCGAGCGCGGCGACGACCGCUCCCGCUUCCACGAACGAAUGAAGGCCGCCUCCGAAGAGACGGGAGAGCUGGCUGAAGAUCUCUUCACCCCCGACGGCCGCCUGCUUCCCGAGCACCGCGUCCCACAAAUCACCCUGAACGGGAUCCUGGACUGGAACGAAACGCUCGACAGCGACGACGUCCUCACGUUCACGCACGUCAAGAUUGCCAGGGCCUAUCGACGGAAGGGCCUGGGCAAGGACCUAGUCCAAGGGAUCCUCCACGAGGCGAGUGAAGGGAAGCGCCUCUCGGCCUUUGUGGCGCCCGGCGCCCUGGAGAGCGAGUACAAGGACUUGGAGGGCGAGGAGAGAGCGAGGGUCAUCAAGGAGCAGGUCGACAUCUGCGUUCAGUUUUGGUACAGUCUGGGUUUUCGAAGGGUCAACAAGACCAACUGGAUGGCCCGCAAGGUCCGGCCUCAUGCCAGGGCUGCUUAA
This is a messenger RNA of Clonostachys rhizophaga, 615 nucleotides long. The record is from the annotation of a GenBank genome assembly. NCBI's taxonomy places the organism in Eukaryota, Fungi, Ascomycota, Sordariomycetes, Hypocreales, Bionectriaceae.